AUGAGUAUUUUAGUAGUGAUAUUACCUCUUUUUUUAUUCCUAAUUCAUCAAAUAAAAUAUUUUUCAUCAAAUGGAGAAAUUUUCAAGAAGCGAAUGUUGAAUCCAUUUCAAUAUAAAAAUGAGAAAAAACAUAUUAUGAAACAUGUUCAAUCUUUAUCAUAUAUAUUUAAUGAACUUAAGAAUAAUGUUGAAGAUUUAGAGAAUACGUAUAAUAAUUUCAAGGAAGCCAUAAAAGUAUCUGAUGAAACAGAAAAACGUAUAAUUAAUAUAAAUAAUGAAAAAACAAAUAAAUUCAUAGAAAAGAUGGAAAAGCUAAAAACAAAAUAUGGAAUAUUUAAAGAAAAAAUUGAGGAUAAUUUAGAUAAAAAAAAGAAAAUAUUUGAUAAAAUUCUAAAAAAUACUAUUAAAGAAUUUUUUAAUCCAUCUGUUAGAGAAUUAAAAGGAAUUAAUAAAUAUAUAAGAUAUAUCAAUUUAAAUGCCAAAAACUUAAAUAAAAUUAUAUCUGGUAUAUUUUCUAAGGCAAUUAGCAUAAGUGAUAUAUAUGAACAAAAUAUAAAUGAAAUAUUUGAAAUAGGUAAAGAAUAUUACAGAAUGAAAUUAAAGAUAUUAAGUAAUUUCUUUAUGUCUGAAUAUAAUGAAUAUAAUAAAAAGUUGAGAUUGAUAUCGAAUGAAAAACAUAUGAAUGAAAUUUCAGAUAUUUUCUAUAUAGAAGUGUUAAAAGAUUAUCUUUUAAAUUCGAAGAAAAAAAUUAAUAUGAUAGAUAUGUCUAUUUUUUUAGAAAGUCAUUCCUUUUUAGAAUUAUCUUAUUUUUUUAAUACAUUUUUAAAAAACUAUUGUAAAUCAUUUAUCAUAUAUGUAAUCAAUAGGGUAGAAAUGAACUCAUAUAAUAAUCAAAUGAUUUUUUUAGAAUCAAAUAAAGUAGUAGACAUUGUUAAUUUUAUAAAAAAAAAUUAUAAUCAUUUAAAUAUUGAUUACGUAGUUAUUAAUAUUUUUAAUACAUAUAUAUCAGUUUUUGUAAAUUCAAAUGGAAUACUAUACCAUGUAAAUUAUGAAGAUUAUUUUUGUACUGGAUCGUUAAUUUUAUAUAAUACACAUAACUAUGGCUACUUUUUUACUAAUCAAAAAAUAGAUUAUAAUAAAUUCAAUUCAGAUGAUGAAUAUUUAUUUGUUUUAUAUUUAGGAAAUCGUAAAAUAGAAGAUAAUUUUUUAAUAUAUAAUAGAAAAGAUAUGAUCAAAUUUAAAAAAGUUAAUGUACUCAAACUUUUAGAAAAUAAAAAAUUUAAUUCAUAUGAUUCUUUUCUAAAUAUGUAUUUAUUAAAAUUAGAAUCUGAAUAUAAUUUUUACAAACAAUUUUUGAAUGAUGACCUUGAAAAUAUUCAUAAGUUUUCAGUUUAUAAUUCCAAUAUUAUAAUAACACAUAAUUCAUUAAGUAAAUUUGAUAUUCCUAAUGAUAAAUUUACGCCACAUUUUAAGGACAUUUACAUCUUGAUAAUAAUUUAUCCAGGAUCAUAUUUGGAUACAUUAUGUGAUUAUUUUACUAAUUUUUUAUUCAGAGAAUCAAUAUUUAUUUUAAAAAAGGAAGAUUCUAAUAUACUUGAAAUUUAUUUUGGUCAAAAUAAGGCAACCUUUUUAAUUAAUAAUAAAAAUAUAAAUUACCAUAUAAAUGUAAACGAAGAAAAUAAUUCAGAUUCAUCUGGAAAUAAAUUAACAAAAAUUUCGAAUUGCAUAAAAUUUUAUAUGCAAAGAAAUUAUAAUGAAUAUUUUGAUUAUUUACAAAUAAUUUAUUUUAUAGUUUCUGACUAG
Plasmodium gallinaceum is the source of this 1803-nucleotide messenger RNA. RefSeq names its product conserved Plasmodium protein, unknown function. The record is from RefSeq and is a predicted model, not a curated record. Lineage: Eukaryota; Apicomplexa; Aconoidasida; Haemosporida; Plasmodiidae. Bases 1 to 1803 code for a protein of 600 amino acids. The transcript has 3 exons.